Molecule: messenger RNA, 3507 nt
Organism: Oryzias latipes (Japanese medaka)
Lineage: Eukaryota; Metazoa; Chordata; Actinopteri; Beloniformes; Adrianichthyidae
Gene: ddr1
Product: discoidin domain receptor tyrosine kinase 1
Biological process (GO): positive regulation of kinase activity; positive regulation of phosphatidylinositol 3-kinase/protein kinase B signal transduction; multicellular organism development
Cellular component (GO): plasma membrane; signaling receptor complex
Molecular function (GO): collagen binding; protein tyrosine kinase collagen receptor activity; ATP binding
Source: RefSeq, a predicted model, not a curated record
CGCCUGCUGCCCCGGCUGCGGAGCCGGGAGAGCAGGCGAUGUGGCCGGGGCUCACACUCACCGAGGAGCCGGGGCGGAGAGGACUGGAUCGGUCUCAUUUUCUCUGUUAACGAGUUUUCAGUUAAAGUUCAGUGAAAGUCGAGUUUAGGUCGUUACAUUCAUCGAGUACGUCGCAGUUUCGACUAAAGUCGGUGACUGGAGUGCCGCUUUUCGUUAGUCUGGAUUAUUAUUUGGAGGCAUUUUUUUGUGGAUUUGGUGUUGGUCUCAUCCCAAAGUUGGACCGCUGUCAAAGCACUUUUUUAUCCCAGGUUUCUAGGUAUGCCUGUGGCCAUUAGCGUGUCUCCAGACAGGUAACCACCAGGUGUGUUGCUGCUGUCAUGGGCUCAACAUCCACUCGGUUGUUUCCUGUCACUGUGGUCACAGCUCUGGCUGUACUGGUCUCAGCUGAGGAGCAUGAAUGGCACUUUAAACCAGAUCAGUGUCGUUACGCCCUGGGGAUGGAGGCUGGCACCAUUCCAGACUCUGACAUCAGUGCCUCCAGCGCCUGGUCAGACUCCACUGAGGCCAAGCAUGGAAGGUUGAGCACCGGAGAGGGAGAUGGGGCCUGGUGUCCGCUUGGGCCGGUCUUUCCAAGUGGAUCAGAAUAUCUUCAGAUUGACUUGCACAAACUCCACUUCCUCGCUCUGGUUGGCACUCAAGGUCGCCAUGCCGACGGGCAUGGGCAGGAGUUUACCCGCAGCUAUCGACUCCGCUACUCCAGAGAUGGAGUGAAAUGGAUCACCUGGAAGGACCGCUGGGGGCAAGAAGUGGUGUCUGGCAAUACAAACACACAUGAGGUGGUGCUCAAAGACCUGGGCCCUCCCAUUGUGGCCCGCAUGGUCCGGUUCUACCCCCUCGCUGACAGAGUGAUGAGUGUUUGCCUUCGAGUGGAGCUCUAUGGUUGUGUGUGGAAUGAUGGGUUAAAAGCUUACACCUCCCCGGUGGGUCACGUCAUGAACUUGCCUGGCCUGCCCGUGUAUUUAAAUGACUCCAUCUACGACGGAAGCACAGAGCAAAGGAUGCAGUUCGGCGGCUUGGGUCAGCUUUGUGAUGGAGUGCUGGGUGGAGACGACUUUACACAAACCAAGGAAUUAAGGGUGUGGCCGGGGUAUGAUUAUGUCGGCUGGAGCCGGGAAGCCCUCGGUCAAGGCAGCGUGGAUAUUGAGUUCCAUUUUGAGAAACCUCGACUCUUCAUCAACAUGCAGGUUCACAGUAACAACCGACACACACAAGGUGUGCGAGUCUUCAGCAAAGUGGAGUGUCUUUUUAAGCUGGGCAUCCUGCUGCCCUGGUCCUCUCCUCCGCUCACUCUACCCGUACCGCUUGAAGAUCUCAAAGACCCCUCCUCACGACCCAUCUCCAUCCCACUCGGCCGCCGGCCCGCUCAGAUCCUCCUCUGCAAAUUCUAUUUUGCAGACCGCUGGCUGCUCAUCAGCGAGAUUUCCUUCCUCUCUGAGCCGUAUGAGGAGGAUACAGACGCCGAAUCAUUUUCCUACCAUCUCCCUAAGGAUCCUGGCACCACCUCUUCUGCUCCAGUUAAUGUUACCACUCCUGUUUUUACAUCAAGUUUCAGUUCUCCCAGCACCAAUACAAGGCCUUCUGAACCCCUCUCUUCCACCAACACCAGCUUCAUGAGGGACACCUCUGGUAACUGGACGGUGUCAGAAUCUGCAGCCGUUACUCCGAGGGCGGGGCUUCCUGUAGCCAAAGAUGACAGUAGUAACACGGCCAUUCUGAUUGGCUGUUUGGUGGGCAUCAUCCUUUUGCUGCUGGCUGUGAUCGCUGUCAUUCUUUGGCGGCAAUACUGGAAAAAGAUCUUGGGCAAGGCCCAGGGCAGUCUGUCCAGCGAUGAGCUCCGCGUUCACCUGUCAGUCCCCUCAGACAACGUGGUCAUCAACAACACGCACAGCUACUCAAGUCGUUACCAGCGCAUACACACUUUCCCAGACGACCGAGACCAGGACAGAGACGGAGAUGGGGAGUAUCAGGAACCCAGCGCUCUGCUGAGGCCACGAGAUCACAGAGACAGCACAGCCUUGCUGUUAAACAACCCAGCCUAUCACGUGCUCCUCCCAGAUCACAGAAAAGGCUCCCGAGCUUUAGUCGUCCCCAGCUCCACACGGGCUCAGGAAAAGAGCCUCAAUGUGCCCCAGGCUUGUGGUUUGGACCUGGACAUGGAGAAGGGCUUCCCACCAUCUCAGGAGGAGCCCCCUCCUUACCCCGGAUCCCCGCCAUACCCAUCUCUGUCUCCACCCGUUUCCCCACCCCUUCCUCCCAGUGUUCCACACUACGCUGAAGCAGACAUUGUGAGUUUGCAAGGUGUGAGCGGUAACAACACCUACGCAGUCCCUGCCUUAGCAUCCUCAAGCCCCGGGGCUGAUGCUGCCUCGUUGCCAGAGCUGCCUCGCCAGUGUCUUAUCUUUAAGGAGAAGCUUGGGGAGGGACAGUUUGGAGAGGUGCACUUGUGUGAAAUAGAGAACCCCCAGGACCUUCCCAGCCUGGAGUUCCCAUUUAAUGUGAGAAAAGGUCGCCCUCUUCUGGUGGCUGUGAAGAUACUGCGCCCAGAUGCCUCCAAGAAUGCCAGAAACGACUUCUUGAAAGAGGUGAAGAUCCUGUCUCGUCUGAAGGACCCCAACAUCAUCCAGCUGCUGGGGGUGUGUGUGAGCAGCGACCCACUCUGCAUGGUUACGGAGUACAUGGAGUGUGGAGACCUGAACCAGUACCUGUCCCAUCGAGUCCUGCUGGACAAAACCGGACCUUCUCACAACGCGCCAACCAUCAGUUACCCGGCCCUCAUCUCAAUCGCCAGCCAGAUUGCAUCAGGAAUGAAGUUCCUCUCUUCCCUGAACUUUGUGCAUCGGGACCUAGCCACCCGUAAUUGUUUGGUGGGGGGAGACCGAGGGGAGAAUGGAGAAGAUCGAGGUGGCGAACGGCAGAUCAAGAUAGCCGACUUUGGCAUGAGCAGAAACCUGUACGCCGGAGAUUACUACAGAAUCCAGGGCAGAGCCGUGCUGCCGAUCCGCUGGAUGGCCUGGGAGUGUAUUCUGAUGGGUAAGUUCACCACAGCCAGUGACGUGUGGGCGUUUGGGGUCACUCUGUGGGAGAUGCUGAGUGUUUGUCAGGAGCAACCGUACUCCAACCUGACAGAUGAACAAGUCAUCGACAAUGCCGGAGAGUUCUUCAGAGACCAGGGCAGACAGGUGUAUCUUGGGAAGCCGGCCGUGUGUCCGCAGGGUCUCUACGAGCUCAUGUUGAGCUGCUGGAACAGAGACUGCAAACUCCGCCCAUCGUUCGCCCACAUCCACUCCUUCCUUACCGAGGACGCCAUGAACAUGGUUUGAAGAGAAACACAGGAAAGGUGGAGGGUGCACUUACAGGGAAUGUGGGUACUUUUUUAUUUUACGCAAGUGGGGAUGAGACGCCGCUGGUUCGGUUUUUUUUCCCCCUACUUCAGACCCCCCCCCAAAA